AUGGAUGGCACCUACAUGGAAACGAGCGGCUCUGGCUCUGCAAGUGCAGUACACCAGGUGCUGCGAGCAGCUUUGAAUGCCGACAACAUUUCGGAUUCACAAGUAUCGCAGUACUACCGUGAACGAUUGCAGGACCGUCGUAUACAGAUUACCAAUCUCGAUCGCGCUCGCCCAAAACCCGGUGGUAGCGAUGUCGAUGCUCGCAUUCUAGCCGAACGCAAGCUUAUCAAGCGCAAGAGGAGAGUCAAGAGCGAGCUGUCAGAGCUCAAGAGGCUGCGCAUCGCAACAGCUAGAUCUGCAAAGACUCGAGCUCUUGCAAACAAACGCGCUCGGUCUCAACAAUCCGCGAUCCAGCAUGAGCAAGAAGGCGAUGAGCAUGUAACUGCAAGCAAAGAGCUUGUCAAAACCAAACAACGUCUGCUUGCGGAUGCCACGAAGCAGCUGAAACGCUUGCAAUCCGUACCUCGUCAUCGGACGAAUCAGGCGAAAAAGAUCGAUGCGGCUUCGAAAAAGCCGCUCAGUCGCUCACAGCGCAAACGCAUGGGACUGGAGCAAGUCGACUCCAACAUCAGCUACGAGCUUGUAAAGCCGCUGCAUGAUAUGUGGCGCUCCUACAUCCAGCAAUUGCUCAAUAUUGUCGCGAUCAACGGCAAGGGCCAGCUCGUGCCAAAUACGCAAUUCGAUGAGAGGAAUCUCGCCACCAUGUCUUCAGGCACCGUCAGCGCGGUUCAAGCAUCGUUGAUAAAGGCUGAUCUCUGCGGAGCAGAGAUCGAGGUGGUUCGUGCUGCCAACCCUUCUCUUGUCUCUCAACACGGUCUCGUGGUCAAAGAGACCGAACAUACAAUCAUCAUCGCGAUACCACCCAAGGUGUCAAGCGAAAAUCGAGAGGCACGAUGCAGCGCAACUCGCACCAUACCCAAGAAGAACGCUGUGUUUGCGAUCAAGGUGCCUCUCGCUUCUACUCAGCAUUCGGCGGAUCCAGGUCACCUUCGCUUCGAACUUCAUGGCAACCACAUGAUGCAUACGCUGCCUUCGAGAGCUACUCGAAAGUACAAGGCACGACCUACCAUCGACUUUUGA
This is a messenger RNA of Mycosarcoma maydis (corn smut), 1080 nucleotides long. RefSeq lists its product as uncharacterized. Lineage: Eukaryota; Fungi; Basidiomycota; Ustilaginomycetes; Ustilaginales. The transcript has a single exon. Gene Ontology annotation, molecular function: ribonuclease P RNA binding. Gene Ontology annotation, cellular component: ribonuclease MRP complex; ribonuclease P complex. Gene Ontology annotation, biological process: rRNA processing; tRNA 5'-leader removal. The record is from RefSeq and is a predicted model, not a curated record. Bases 1 to 1080 code for a protein of 359 amino acids.